Molecule: messenger RNA, 858 nt
Organism: Aspergillus aculeatus ATCC 16872
Lineage: Eukaryota; Fungi; Ascomycota; Eurotiomycetes; Eurotiales; Aspergillaceae
Exons: 2
Coding region: 1-858 (285 amino acids)
Molecular function (GO): oxidoreductase activity
Source: RefSeq, a predicted model, not a curated record
AUGGCCUCUUCCGCAGCUGUCCAACCAGGCCCUACUAUCUCCUCGCUCGAGAUCCCGCCGUCUCUCGCUAUAUCAGAGAGUGAGGACAGCUUCAACAUCCGCAGCAAAUAUCGCCCCUUCAUUCUCGAGGACAACGCCGCGGAAGACUGGGUCAACAGGCUGGAGCUCACAACCGCCAUGGAGAUGGCGGCGCAAGAACUGGCAAAGUCCAAAGACCGGCUGAAAGUGCUGGUCCUGUACGGCAGCCUCCGUCGGCGGUCCUACUCUCGCCUCGUGGCGUUGGAGGCCAGCCGGAUCCUCUUCCGUCUCGGGUGCGACGUCCGCGUGUUCGAUCCCGAGGGUCUGCCGGUGAAGAAUGAUACCGAACACAACCAUCCCAAGGUACAGGAGCUGCGGGAACUCAGCAAGUGGAGCGAUGGGCAUGUUUGGGUGUCUCCCGAACAACAUGGCAACCUUACCGCCGUCUUCAAGAACCAGAUCGACUGGAUUCCACUCAGCACGGGCAGCGUGCGCCCCACGCAGGGCCGCACGUUGGCGAUCGCGCAGGUAUGCGGAGGGUCGCAGUCGUUCAACGCCGUCAACUCCCUGCGUAUCCUCGGCCGGUGGAUGCGCAUGUUCACCAUCCCGAACCAGUCCUCGAUCCCAAAAGCCUACACGCAAUUCCCGGACGAGGGGCAACCGGGUGAUCAAAGACUGCUGCCGAGUGGGAACCGGGACCGACUGGUGGACUGCAUGGAGGAGUUUGUGAAAUACACCAUCCUCAUGCGACCGCACCUGGAGCUGUUUGGGGACCGGUACAGUGAGCGGGAGGAGAAGCGGGUGAAGGAGGAGAGGGCCCGCGUUGAACAACAGGCCUAG